Messenger RNA from Passer domesticus (house sparrow), 1203 nucleotides. RefSeq names its product TBC/LysM-associated domain containing 2 (gene TLDC2). The transcript is spliced from 6 exons. NCBI's taxonomy places the organism in Eukaryota, Metazoa, Chordata, Aves, Passeriformes, Passeridae. The record is from RefSeq and is a predicted model, not a curated record. Gene Ontology annotation, biological process: response to oxidative stress. Bases 1 to 648 code for a protein of 215 amino acids. Gene Ontology annotation, cellular component: nucleus.
AUGAGGGGGCUCCGAUGCGGCUACCAGCUCCUGCCCGACCAGGACGAGGAGCUGCCCAUGGGAUGCGGGGACCCAGCUGGAGAGGGGCAGCGGGGCUGGGAGGGAGCCCCGGCAGCAGCCGAGGAGGAGCCGUGCAGGCUGGCGCUGAGCACACCCAGCAGCAUCCUGCGGGACAGGGAGAUCGAGGAGCUGAGCCCCCAGCUGCCCCCACGGCUGACGCAGCAGCCCUGGCACCUGCUCUACUCCACCGGGCGGGACGGCUUCAGCCUGCGGACGCUGUACCGGAGCGGGGCCCGGCCGGACUCCCCGGCCCUGCUGCUCAUCAGGGACACGGAGGCGCAGGCUUUCGGUGCCUUCUCCGCCAGCGCCAUUCGCAGCAGCAGCGGCUUCUACGGCACGGGGGAGACCUUCCUCUUCUCCUUCUGCCCCGAGCUGAAGGUGUUCAGGUGGACGGGCAAGAACGACUUCUUCCUGAAAGGGGAUGCGAAUCUGCUGAUGGUCGGUGGGGGCAGCGGAAGGUUUGGGCUGUGGCUGGAUGGGGACCUGCACCACGGGGGCAGCCAGCCCUGCGAGACUUUCGACAACGAGACCCUCUCACACCGGGAGGAGUUCUGCAUCCAGGAUCUGGAAAUGUGGGGUCUGGCCUGACCCCAGCAAAGACACCCAAGGAAAAGGUGCUGGAGAGAGGAUUCUCUGGACUGAUGUCUCAAGCACAGCUGUUCCCUGACAGCACCUGCAGAGCCUGCGGGAUGCUGCCAGCCUCACCCCCUGCUCCUUUCACCUGUUCCCAGUAAUAUCCCGAUUUCAUGGGGAAAGAACAGCCGGUGGGGGCAGCGUGAUUGGAAAAACAGCAGUGGGGUCUCAGGCCUGCAGCACUGCUGCCGUGUGGCUGGGGAGCCCAGAGUGUGCAUGGGCCCACAGUGGCAUAGCACAACUAACCCUAAACCUAACUACUCCUAGCCCCAACCCUAACCCCAAGCCCAGCCCCAAACCACCUGGCUGGGAUGAGGCAGAGCUGCCCCAGGAGGAGGGCACCUGGCAGAGCUGGGCACAGCAGGGCCCUACACGGAGAAGGAAGCUUCAAGAGCAGUGACAUUUUAGGACUGAGCAAGCCCAGGCAGCCUCUGCCCCCGGGGCUGGCUCUGGCAGUGCUGGAGACAGCACAGUCACAUUCCUCAAUAAACUUCUCCUGGCCUCAUCUUU